Anguilla anguilla (European eel) is the source of this 2292-nucleotide messenger RNA. RefSeq names its product protein phosphatase 4, regulatory subunit 2b (gene ppp4r2b). Gene Ontology annotation, cellular component: nucleus; cytoplasm; protein phosphatase 4 complex. The record is from RefSeq and is a predicted model, not a curated record. Lineage: Eukaryota; Metazoa; Chordata; Actinopteri; Anguilliformes; Anguillidae. Bases 562 to 1836 code for a protein of 424 amino acids. Gene Ontology annotation, molecular function: protein phosphatase regulator activity. Gene Ontology annotation, biological process: protein dephosphorylation. The transcript has 9 exons.
UCGGGGAAAGUGAGAGUUUGCGUUGUGUGAAAUUGUUUAGAAUUUCAACGCAGUUCCCAGACUAAUGUAGUUGCUAGCUAGCUGGCUAGCUGAGGUGUUGAAUGCUUCUGUUAGCUAGAUCGCUAUUUAGCUAAUAGUAACGAAGCUACAUGUAAUUAAAUAUAACAUCCGAGUUCUGAAACACUAUUGGUGAUUACCCGUAGUGAUGGCAGUUGUUUUAAAUUAGUGAGAGUAUUACGAUCUGCCCUUUAUCCCUGAAGCCGGUAACGUUCGCUAACAUUGCCUUGCUAGCAAGCUAGCUAACUAGCAUGUAUUUUUCAACGUUUCUUAUUCGCUAACGAACGUUAGCUCAAUAUGGUUAGCUAAAUUAGCUUGUUAGCUUCAUAGCUAACGUUAGCUGGUUGGCUAACUGUUAGCUAGGUAUAUGGCAUGAUAAAAUUGGCUAACGUUUUCAGUGCUAAUGGUAGACAGUUGUUCAGCUAUGUGUAGGCUUUCCCCAAAACUAGUCGAGUGUUUAACCAUGUAGCUCUAACAAUAGCCAGUUAAUCGCUUUUGGUCGAGAUGAAGUCGGGAAAUUGUGGAACGUUGGAUUUCGAUAAGAAAGGGAAGAAAGACGUGUGCCCCGUUUUGGACCAGUUUUUGUGCCAUGUUGCGAAGACCGGAGAGACGAUGAUUCAGUGGUCACAGUUUAAAAGCUAUUUCCUCUUCAAACUGGAGAAGGUGAUGGAUGAUUUUCGAGCUUCGGCCCCAGAGCAGAGGGGGCCAGCCAAUCCGAACGUCGAGUGCAUUCCUUUUGAAGAGAUGAAGGAGAGGAUACUCAAAAUAGUGAAUGGCUACAAUGGAAUCCCUUUCACCAUCCAGCGCCUGUGCGAGCUGCUGACGGAGCCCAGGAGGAACUACACGGGGACGGACAAGUUUCUACGGGGGGUGGAGAAGAACGUGAUGGUGGUCAGCUGUGUUUACCCCACGUCUGAGAAAAAUGGAUCCACCACUGUGAACCGGAUGAACGGGGUCAUGUUUCCCGGGAAUUCGUCGACUUAUUCAGACAGGAACGUGAACGGGCCAGGCACACCCAGACCACUCAACCGACCAAAGCUCUCCCUCUCCAGCUCGCUGGCCACGAACGGCCUUCCGGACAGUACGGAAAACAAGGCGCCGGCCACAGAGAUGGGAGACGGCAGCCCUCUCAGCGAUUCGUCCGUGUCAGAAGGAGACGGCACCCCGGGGGGCCCUCUGAAGAACAAACACCAGGAGGACGAGGACGCCAUGGAGGCCGAGCAGCACGAGGUCAAGAGGCUCAAGUUCGACAGAGACGACGAGGACGAGGACGACGACGAGGAAGAGGAAGGGGGGAAGGAGGCGGCCUGUCCCGCCCAAGCAGAGAGCUCGUCGGAAAUGCCCGAGGAGGCGGAGUCUUCCUCCGACGUGCGCGAGGAGGGCGAGAAGAACAGCGAAGCGGCCAGCAGCGUCACGUCUGAAGACCAGGAGCCCUCCAGCACGCAGACGGAGCCCUCCUCAGGAGGCAGCCGGGAGGAGGAGGAGGCGGCGGAGAGGGAGGUGUCCUCGGCCUCGGCGGAGGCGGCGGCGCAGGAGGAGGGCGGAGAGAUGGACCAGUCCCAGCAGCCGGCCCCGGCGGACAGCUCUCCCAGCCCCGAGGCUCAGGAGGGGAGCGAGGCGGGAGACCCGGUCAGCAGCAGCAGCAGCAGCAGCAGCGAGGACAGCGCGUCCGGAGAGCCCGGCUCCUCCAGCAGUACGCCCGAGUCGGCAGCAGAGGGCGCCGCCGAGAGCGGCACGCACGUCGCGGACACCUGCGAGGAGCCCAUGGAGCAAGACUAGCGACGCUCCCUCCACUUUAUACACUGUAUCAGACAGCAGCCGCGAGAUCCAUGUAAAAAAACAAAAAAAAAAAACAAACAGUGGACCUUUAGUUUCCAUGGAGAGGGCUGCCCUUCUACGGGCUCCCUGAGGGUUGGUUGGAACCCCAGCCCCCGCCUCCAGAAGGCCACUCGUCGGUGGUUUGUGUAUAGAUUUUUUUUCUCUUUUUUUUUUUUUUGCAAUUUAAAAUGUUUUCCAACUGGAAAGUCGUUAUUUUGACAGUAAUUUUUUUGAAGCUCAUGACAUUUGUUUCCAUGCAGGCCUUCUUUCUGUUCCCGGCAGGUUUUUCCACUCGGUCGUCCUUUCAGCAUUUGUCACUUUGGGUGUGUGUACCUCUUCGUUUGUACGAAAAAAAAAAAGAGAGAGGAAAAAUAAGCUGCCUGGAUGCCUCCAUUUCACAUCGUGGUUCUCCGGUUC